Messenger RNA from Guyanagaster necrorhizus, 1266 nucleotides. RefSeq lists its product as uncharacterized. Lineage: Eukaryota; Fungi; Basidiomycota; Agaricomycetes; Agaricales; Physalacriaceae. The record is from RefSeq and is a predicted model, not a curated record. The transcript has 3 exons. Bases 44 to 946 code for a protein of 300 amino acids.
GCAAGCUUUGCAAAGUUUUUAUUGGGAUACUCCAGGAAAAAUAAUGAUGCGUUCGAACAUAAUGGACCAAAUUAUUCAUUCGCUAAGCAAUCACCCUCAUCUCCGUUUCGUUAAGAUAUCAGCAUUUGGAAUCCAGCAGGAUAUCCCUUGCGCACCCUUCCGUGGCUUGACCCAUUUGACCAUUAAUGGACAUGGUUCCCUGGAUUACAUUCCCGCCAUCAUCGCCAACAGUCCUAGUCUAUUCAGGCUCGAAGUAGUCAUCUAUCGUUACGACCGUCAUUCCCCGUCACACUUUCCUGUGCUCUCUCUUUUCUGUUCGUUCCUGGAGGGAACGCAUAGCUCUGUGCAGAAAGUGAUUCUCUCAGGUGAUUACCUCAGUCUGGAGCCAUCAACCGUCCCCGCCCUUAUCCCACAUUUUCGGAAGCUAUCGAAUUACCGCCUACCAGUUGGCUUUGAUGUUCCCGACGAAUUCUGGAAUGCCUUGCUUGACGCAAUGGUGUUUCUCCAUUGUGUGUCUUCAAUCCCAGGUCUACAACUGCGCGAUUCGUUCUUGAAUUAUCCUGGAGCUUAUCGUGGUUUGAAGGAGGUACAUCUGCGACUAGGGCGAAUAAAUGCCCAAGGCGUACAGGACGAAGGCCGUGCACGAUUCUUUCUUCGUCGCAUCAUCCCGAUGCAUUCGUGGAGUUUAAUAAACAUCCUGGUGCAAACCGAAUAUGCAGGAUGCUGGCGCUUUGAUAUUCCCAUGCUCGAAACUCUACUACUGUGUACCAAUCUUGCGUACGUCGGUAUAAGUGUCGACCGGGAUAGAGCACGAGUGAAAUAUAACGACAAUGUCAUUACAAAACUACUGAAUAAUCUGCCACAAUGGCCUUUUCUGGAAGCGCUGAACAUCGGGGCAGCCGUACCACGGUCCGUUCGCCCAUUCCAGCCGAUAAACCUCCCAUGAGGGUUGUUUGUGUCCGCGUUGUGUGUUGCAUCACCGCUUUCCGGUGCAGAGACCCAACAAGUCAGAUGCGCAAGCUGCAGAACUGUACAGACUUUCUGCCUGGCUUCCGGCUUGUUAACUGGGAUCCUGUCAAAUAUCAGGAUUAUUACUUUAUACGCUUGGGUAUUUCCGAUGCAGCUAUGCGUGUCAUAAAAGCGACACGAAAUCUCGCAGAGAUUGGAAGAGUGAGUGAAGACGACGAAUAAUGAUAGGAACUACAAUAUGAAUAUCUCGCUGCGUCAUACGUAUACACCUCUGAAAGCAAUAAUUUCGUGCGGUCG